GCACGUCCAGAGUCCCGACUGGCGCCUUUGUGCAACAUCACGUCUUUGUUUGCCGUAUCCUCGCCGUCUUCGCUCAGAGAGACUGCGAGCCGAGAACCGUGUCAUACCACUUCCUGACCUGAGGAGAUGGCAUUGUCGGCCACAUGCGAUCGGAAGAUGCUGCUGGAAAAUUACUUUAUGAGCGCGCAGAAGAAGGAGAGGCGCGGUGCAAUUGCUUUUCCUCCUCCUACAAUCAAACCAACUGAAUUACUCUUCUCCGGAUAAUAUAGAAGUUGAACAAAGCCAUGACUACACUCGCGCUCCAACCCUUCGCCACCAAAGCCAUCCUCGUCACCGGCGCCGCCCAAGGCAUCGGCCUCGCCAUAGCGCGCUACCUCGCCCGACGCGGCGCCAACCUUGCGCUCGCCGACCGCAAGAAAGCCGAACUCGAAAGCGCGUCGGCGGCCAUCGCGAAGGAGAAUCCAGACGUCAAGAUCAUGUCUCGCGCCGUCGACGUCUCCAACACGCACGAAGUGAACGCCUUCGUUGCCGACACGGUGCGCACAUUCGGCAAGCUGAACGGAGCCGUGAACAAUGCGGGAAUCCUCGGGAAAUGGGGAAAUAUUGAGGAUAUCAAGGAUGAGGACUGGCAGCGCGUGCAACAAAUCAACCUAGGCGGUGUAAUGAGGUGUCUGAGAGCGGAACUGGGCGUCAUCGAAGAGGGGGGAAGUAUCGUGAAUAUGUCGAGCGUGGCGGGUCUGAUCGGCUUCCCUGGCCUGUCGCCAUAUGUCUGCUCGAAGCACGCUGUCAUCGGGCUGACCAAGUGCGCGGCGAAGGAAGCCGGCGCGAGGAAUGUGAGGGUCAAUGCAGUGUGCCCUGGCCCGAUCGUGACUCCUAUGUUGGACGAGGUCUACCAUGGCACGACGCUACCUACGCCUCCGAUCGCGAGGGACGGCCAGCCUGAAGAGAUUGCUUCUGUUGUGGGAUACUUGCUUGGCGAUGAGAGCAAGUACACGUCGGGUGUCUGCAUUCCGGUUGAUGGGGCUGGCUAUGCGUGCUGAAAGAUGAUUACCUAAAGCGCUGGCGGCCCUUUUACGCUGUCGAUUACACGUCCUGUAUACAUUCUUCCAGCGUUCCCGUUGGCUGUUCUUUUUAGGUUGCGAAGGAGUAAGAUAUGGGAGGCGAACUGAACUCUUUUCUUUAGGAGCGAUAUACCAUGAUACAAUGCGAUAAUAUGCCUUCUACCUGCUGUUCCCUAUUC
Molecule: messenger RNA, 1240 nt
Organism: Trematosphaeria pertusa
Lineage: Eukaryota; Fungi; Ascomycota; Dothideomycetes; Pleosporales; Trematosphaeriaceae
Product: NAD(P)-binding protein
Exons: 2
Coding region: 285-1040 (251 amino acids)
Molecular function (GO): oxidoreductase activity, acting on the CH-OH group of donors, NAD or NADP as acceptor
Source: RefSeq, a predicted model, not a curated record